AUGGAUCUUACCGGACUUUUAAAUUCCGCCUACUACGGAACCGACGCCAACACCCGUAAUGAGGCCAAUCGCCAAUUGUCCGAGUUUGCCGCCUCGUCUUACCCCGAGUACAUGGUUUACUUGGCCGAGGUGUUGGUUAACGAGUCAGUAAAGCCCGAAAUCAGAAUGCUUUCGGCGUUGGGCAUAAAGAACCAGUUGACUGCUAAAGACCCGAGGACGAGAGUGCAGCAGCAAGAACGAUGGGUGCUGUUAGGUGCUGACGCGAAGCAGAAGGUUAAAGAAAGCUCGAUCAAGACGUUGCUUAGCGACGACGAGAGAAUGGUGACGACCGUUUCGCAGUUGGUGUCGAGCAUUGCCCUCUACGAAUUGCCCCAGAAUGCGUGGGAGGACUUGAUUCCAACCAUUAUAGAACACACAAAGGCGGAGAACCCCGUAGCCGUGAAAAGAGCUUGUUUGCUUACAAUUGGUUACAUUUGUGAGAGCGCAGAUGCCAAUGAUCCGGCGAUUCUUGCGCAGUCGAAUGGCAUCUUGAUUGCCAUUGUGCAAGGCAUUCAGGGGACGGAGCCUUCAACUAGAGUGCGCCUCACGGCGUUGAAUGCGUUAAUCAACUCGUUGCAAUUUAUUAAGAACAAUUUCGCCAGGGAAGGUGAGCGUAAUUUUAUCAUGCAAGUUGUCUGUGAGGCUUCUCAGGUGGACGAUUCUGACCUCCAGGCCGCUGCGUUUGCGUGUCUUACAAAGAUCGUGGCCAUGUACUACCGAUUUAUGCCUGUUUAUAUGGAGAAAGCUCUCUAUGUGUUGACCAUAUCUGGAAUGGAAAGCGAAGAUCAAAACGUUGCGUGUAUGGCCAUUGAGUUCUGGUCAACUGUGUGUGAAGAAGAAUUCGAGUUGGCCUAUACUCAACAUGAUUAUGCUGAACGUGGUGAGCAACCCCCACCGGAAGUUCAGAAUUACAACUUCGCUCUUUUUGCAACAAAAGAUGUCUUGCCGGUGCUAUUAAAGUUAUUGAAGAAGCAAAACGAAGACCCUGAGGACGAUGAUUGGUCGGUGGCCAUGGCUGCCGGUUCCUGUUUGCAAUUGUUUGCAACGACCACAGGAAUGUAUGUUGUCAACCCAACUUUGCAGUUUUUUGCCGAAAACAUCGGCCUGACAGAGUGGAGAGACCGAGAAGCUGCUAUCAUGGCUUUCGGCUCCAUUCUCGAUGGCCAGGAUAUCGAGCAUCUCAAAGAACCAAUUCAGCAAGCCAUGAACCCCAUCUUGCAUUUGCUUGGCGACCCAACUUUGCAAGUGAAGGAGACCGCUGCUUGGUGUUUGGGUAAGAUCACAGAAGUCGCUCUUAAUACUAUCAAUCAGAGUACUGAGUUGCCACCUUUACUAGAAGGCUUCUUGCACGGCUUGAAAGAUCAUCCAAAGGUUUCUGUUAACUGCUGCUGGGCAUUGAUGAACAUUCUUGAGCAGCUUUGCAAAGACGCUCCGACUCAACAGUCAAGUCUGAUGUCUAUCUAUUACCAAAUGUUUGUGCCCGCGUUGGUUGAACUAACAGACAAAUCAGACAACGAAUUUAACUCGAGAGCAUCAGCAUACGAGGCUUUAUCCGCUUUUGUGAGUUAUAGUGCCUACGAUACCAUGCCUGUCAUUCACAGCAUUGCAAGUGAAGUGUUGAGCAGACUAGAGGCCACCAUUGGCAUGCAGCAGCAAGCAAAUACAACUGAGGCCCGUGCAAUGCUCGAGGAAUUGCAGAUCAAUAUCUUGUCUUUGCUCACUAGUAUUAUCAGAAGACUCAGUAACGAAGUUUCGAGUGCAGCCGACAAUUUGAUGACGCUAUUACUAAAAUUGUUGGGUGCUCAAGAACCAAACGCUUUGAUUGAAGAAGAUAUAUUCAUUGCCAUCUCUGCUGUUGCCUCUGCCGUGGGAACCGAUUUUAUGAAGUACAUGGAGUCUUUCUUGCCAUUCUUGACGAAAGCUUUGCAUAACGUUGAAUCACCUACAUGUAAUACUGCGGUGGGUCUUGUUGCUGACCUUGCUCAAUCAUUGGGACCGGGCAUUACCACUUACUUGGACGGGUUGAUGGAUAUCUUGGGUAGGGACUUGAGCAACGACAAUGCGAAACGAGACUUGAAGCCCGCCAUCUUAUCGUGUUUCGGUGACAUUGCUGGCGUUGUGGAGGAAGGCUUCAUGCCAUACAUGGACGUCGUAAUGAACGUGUGUACGCAACUUGCCAAUACGGUGCCUGAAGACAACCUGUUUGACACCUUGGAUUAUAUCGCAAACUUGAAAGAAGCAGUGUUGGACUGUUAUGUUGGUAUUGUGAGCAGUUUGAACAAGAAGCCCGAGUUGCUUUUCAACUACCUCAGUCCAAUCUUCCAGUUGCUUCAACAGAUUGCCGGCGACGUCGAGCUCUCGACCACAGAAAGCGCUGCUCGCUCUGCCGUCGGCCUUUUGGGUGACAUUGCCGCAAUGUACCCGGAUGGUCACUUGCGCGACGUAUACUCGCAAGAGUGGAUUACUCUGUUCAUCAAGAGGACACGCUCGAACACUGGCUACUCCUCACUGACCAAGGACGCUGCCAGAUGGGCCAGAGACAGGCAGAAGAGGCAAAUUGCAUAA
This is a messenger RNA of Candidozyma auris, 2604 nucleotides long. RefSeq names its product karyopherin beta. Gene Ontology annotation, biological process: protein import into nucleus. The transcript has a single exon. Lineage: Eukaryota; Fungi; Ascomycota; Pichiomycetes; Serinales; Metschnikowiaceae. Gene Ontology annotation, cellular component: nucleus; cytoplasm. Gene Ontology annotation, molecular function: nuclear import signal receptor activity; small GTPase binding. The coding region runs from base 1 to 2604 and encodes 867 amino acids. The record is from RefSeq and is a predicted model, not a curated record.